AUGUCACCAUCAAGAAACGGUAAUUUCGAGGACAUUUGUGUGCUCUGUGUCUACAAUGUCGGCAGCUGGCGAGAGCCCUCGGCAUGCAGGCACUAUAAGUAUAUUUAUCAUAUCAUUAACGUAUUGUUUUUAUUUUGUUAUUGUCCACAGGUGCUCAAGGCAGAGAGGUACAGAUUUAAGGUGGUGGUGGAGGAACUGAAGGGAGCCACCACGUCAGAAUACCACACGGCGCUGGUGGCGUUCAUUAACUGUAUCAUCAUCUCCACACCACAGCUCAAGGACAGGAUCAGGAUCAGAAACGAAUUUAUAGGUCUUAAAGUUCUCGAAGUCAUCAAUAGAUUGAGGCAAGAUGCAGUGACGGAUUCCGACUUGGCAGUACAGCUAGAUGUUUUCGACGAGCAGAGAGAGACGGACGAGGCUCAGAUCUCCGGUCCUGAUGGUGUCGAUCUGAGCUCCCAUGUCGACGUGUUCUACGCCAUCCUCAGACAGGUGGUGGAGACGCCUCAAGAGAUCCCCUUCCUCAGCGUCAUGCAGCACCUUCUGAGGAUCGACCCUAAGGAACCAGUAAGUGACGUCAUCUGGGACACGGCGGAGAAGCUACUGCACCGCGCCACCUUACUCGAGGACGCCAAGGACUCCGCCAGACUCCUGAGGGCGCCGUCACAGAAGUCCCUCACUAAAUUGAAGGUGGGUGGGGACGCCUCCAGAUGCCUGUGCUCAUGUCACCGAGAUGAUCCCAAGUCCCGGAAACAUUCCCUCAAUCUCAACCUCAACUCACAGCAGUCACUGUCAACUCUUACGUCGCCUGUGACUGAUCCAUCACCUCUUCCCCCAUCACUACCGGGAGGGCCUCCACCACCUCCUCCUCCACCUUUACCUCCAGGGAGUGGACCACCUCCGCCUCCACCUCCACCAGGGCCUCCUCCACCUCCAGGCGGUCCACCUCCACCACCGCCGCCACCUGGAAGAGGACCCCCACUAGCUCCACCACCACCACCUGGAAGAGGGCCACCACCUCCACCAGGACCACCUCCCCCGCCUGGAGUCUCCACCCAGCGCCGACCAGAACCUGCAGAAGAGAAGGUGCGGCUACCACAGAUGGAGACCCCCAAACCUCGCUCUAAGAUGAAGACCUUCAACUGGAACAAGAUACCCAACUCUAAGGUCCUGGCCAAGAGCAACAUCUGGUCUCUGCUAGCUCAUCAACACAAGGACUCGCCCACUACGGCUCUGGACUGGGAGGAGAUGGAAGGUCUGUUUUGUCAGCAGACCACCUCCACCCCGUCCUCCUCCCCCUCCAAGAACUCCCCCAAAGAUGCCAAAGACGAAGUAGAGAAGAAGAAAAAGGAACCAGCGGAAAUCAACCUCCUAGACGGCAAGCGAUCCCUUAAUGUCAACAUCUUCCUCAAGCAGUUCAGAGUGAGCAACGAGGAGAUAAUGGAGAUGAUACGCAAUGGUGAACACAGCGACAUAGGAGCCGAGAAACUACGCGGUCUCCUCAAGAUACUGCCGGAGACUGACGAGAUGGAGAUGUUGAAGAACUUUGAUGGAGACGUCAACAAACUGGCCAGCGCUGAGAAGUUCCUGUUGAUGCUGAUGGCCGUACCGCAGUACAAGUUGAGGAUUGAGGCCAUGCUGUUGAAGGAAGAGUUCGAGGCUACCAUGGACCAGAUUGAACCUUCCAUCAACGCUGUCAUCUACGCCGGCCGAGAUCUGACCGCUAACCCACACCUUCAGGAGGUCUUGUACAUGGUGCUGGUAGCUGGCAACUUCCUCAACAGUGGAGGGUACGCAGGCAACGCGGCAGGAAUGAAGCUCUCCUCACUACAGAAACUGACCGACAUAAGAGCCAACAAACCGGGCAUGACACUACUGCAUUAUGUGGUCCAGCAAGCAGAGAGACGCGACCCUGAGCUUCUGAAGUUCCCGGAUGAGAUGUCAUGUCUGGAGGAGGCCACCAAGACGACGAUGGACCAGCUGACCAGUGAGAUGAAACAGCUGGAUGCCAGGAUAGCCAAGCUCUCCGUGCAGCUGAACAACCCCCAAACACCCAGGGACAUCACCAACCAGAUGGGCAACUUCCUUCAGGUGGCAUCCAAUGACCUCACUUCACUGAAGGAAGGCAUCGAGGAGGUUGAGAAGGUGAAAGCAGACGUGGCUGAGUAUUUCUGUGAGGACCCAAAUUCCUUUAAGAUUGAAGAGAGCUUUAAAAUCCUCUUUAACUUCUGCUCAAGGUUCAAACAAGCUAUUGCUGAGAAUGAGAGGCGUAGGCAGCAAGAGGAACAAGCCGAGAUCAGGAGACGAACACGAGAGGAAAAUGCAGUGAAACGCCGUUCAUCAUCACAAGUUUCAGGAGGACAACCUCGGCCAGGCUCCUUCAGUGGCUCAGAAACAGAGGUCAAUAUUAUGGAGAAUCUCUUGUCCGACAUUCGAUCUGGUUUUACUCAGAGAAAGUACGCAGAAAUGGCUAUUAACAAGAGUAAAAAAGGAAAGAAGCUGGACUCGUGGCAAAAUGGCGGCAUGACCUCAGAGGACGAGACCUCACUCUGUAAUUCACCCCGUAUGACUCGCCGUCGCAUGGGGUCAUUCUCAGGGCCGACAGCACCCCAGGGAGAUAACCCAGCCAACGAUAAUUCCCCUGAUGUUACACCAAAUGGCAGUCUACGACGAAGAAGGUCCAGGGUCCCAUCAGAGGAGGACGACCAUAAGCUGAUGGAUUACCUACACACAGCUGGUCACGACGGAUCCAGAGAGAGGAAAUCCUGGUCUGGUGUUGCUGAGGGCUAUGGCUCCCUGGAUCGCUCCUUUGCUCGGCGUGCUCGUGGUGGAGGAAGGAAUCGUCCGAGUCUGUUAGCCUCCGAGUCAUCAGAGAGGGAGCGGCCUGCCUCACCCUCCACCACCACCACAGACAAGCCCCAGCCACCUGACCACAACAGACCAAGCAAAAACUGGCGUCAGAAGAUUGAGUCUUGGUUUAAGGAGAAUGAGAAGGAGGAACGUCAGUCUGAUGAACUCAAAAGACGACUUCACCAACACCGUAAAUCCUUGGACCUAGACACAUCACUCGCUGAAGAUGAGGGUGGCGGCAUGGGUGGCAGUGUGGGCGGCAUGGGCGGUGGUGUGGCCUCCCUAGGAACACUUCCGGAAGAUCAACCAUCGGAGGACCACAGAACCGCUGGAGGAGGAGGAGGUGGAGGGUAUCGUCGUGUCUACCAGGAUUGGAGACCCUCAGUAGAGAAGACAGAUGUGGUGAGAGCCAUGGAGGCCAUUGAAGAGGCUCAGUCACCAGUACCGUGUAAGGAGAAGGACAAGUCCCCCUGGCGGAAGAGCAACCUGAACGUGGCCAACUCUAGUGAGGCGACACAGGAAGAUGCCCCAGCACCUUCCUCCACCUCCAACACCACCAUAGCAGCAGCAUCCUCCACCUCUGCCCGGAGACUGCGCAGACUGAGGUCAAGAUCUAACAUUGAGCCUGGGCAGGUCAUUCAGGCAACACAGGGGCUGGAUGAAGAUCUUGAUGGAAAUGCCAGUAGACGAUCCUCACUGAUCCAGACGCUGGGACGUAAUGACUCACAGGACACCCUCAAGCUGUACAUUCGCCGCCCCUCACAGGAGGACCACAAAGCCUCAGCCUCACAAAAUACUGAGAGCUGUGACAGUACAGGUGAGGAUGGUGAGCAGGGUCAGGUUGGCUCCCCCAGGCGUGGGUCUGCCCCAGCAGCCUCCCCACCAGACGAUUCUUCCAUCAGUAGGUCAGAACAACUCCUCCAGAAGUAUCGACAUUCUGUCGAUGUCUCGGCUGACAUCCUUCGUUCUAUUGAACAAGCUGAACCAACACCGAGACGAAGCAGUGAGGAAAGUCGUCGAGAGAAGCGAGUGUAUCAGCGCACCAUGACGCCUUCCAGCCUCCGCUCAGCACUCCAGCAGAGACUCAAGGACAACCUUCAAGCAGUUCACUUAGCGGGCACCAUCCGCUCAUUGGGAGAUGAAACCAAUGAACAGCUGGACGAGGAGGAAGAAGAGGAAGCAGAAUCAAAAGCAGAGAACCGAGGAGAAGACCAAAAAUUAUUGCCACCUUCCAUACCCCGCCACCUGCGCCGGCCGUCACGAGAUGAAGGCAAGUUAGACAAGAUAGAGAUUGACGCUGAGAACAUUGAGACUCCUCCAGUAACUCGGAGGGCUUUUGGGGUGAGAAGUUUCCGCUCGCCUGCUGAUUCUCGAUGGUUGAAUUCCGGCCAAGAGGAAAGUGAAGAUCUUGAUGGGCGUCGGACAGGUCGUCGCUUUCGCAGUUUAACGAGUGAGGAUCGUCGCGCUCUUGUAGGGGAGAAAAAACUAACGUCGGAGGGAGAGUCUGUCAGACAACGUAUCCACUCAGGAAUUGACAGCUCAGAAAAUGAGGGAGCUGGUAGUGAGUUUGAGGAGCGUGGCACAGCACGUCGAUCUCAGCGUUUCAAACGACUGGCUGAUCUUGCCAAAGAUGGUGACAGUGAAACAGAACAAAUGCUUGCCAAGCAGAAAGACCGUCCACUCUCCAUAGGUGAUGAUGAUGGUCUUGGUGAUGGACACUUUGAACGAUUCUCUUCAAUUCGUAAAACACUGAGACACAAAAAGACUCAAGAUAAAGCAGAUCCAAAGUCAAAUGAAGUUCUUGCAGAGGCAACUUCCCGAGUUGUGAAAAACAAUGCAUCUCAAGUAGAGUCAACACAUCCAGAAGGUUCAGGAAGAUGUUCAUCUCGAGCAUCUCCUGACCGUCACACACCUUCUGAGCAAGAGUCAACCAGAGAGAAAAUUCAUACCAAUAUUCAGCAGGCACAAGCCAGUGACCUUACUCAGGAGAGCUAUGAGGAUAAGGACACUCGCCUGAGACGAUGGCAGCGCAUCAAAGAAACUAAAACUGAUGGUGAGGAACGAGGAAGCAAGUCCCGAGAUGCAGAUUCGUGGAGGGAUCGUCUAACUCGACGAUUCCGGUCCAGUGUAGAUAAGUAUGAUGUACAACGAGCCAUGGAUGAUCACAAGAACAAGAGCGGGAAGGAUGAACUCAAACCUCCAACAUCUGAACGACUUUAUCGUAAGAAUAAGGACAGUGUGGCCAGAGGAACUGAAACACGAGGUUCAUUUAGAGCCACGGGUGGUACAAGUGACCCACGUAGAGACCGCAGAGAAAGAACGCGUAGCGCUAUUGAUCCUUCACAAGUCCGCCAAGCUUUAGAUAAGGACAAGGAGAAGGAUAAGAAACGAUCAGUGUUUGGUGACCCAUCUCGAGGAGUUGGGAAGUUGUUCUCUAGACUUGAUAGUAAAGAGCCAUCAAGUCUGCGUCGUGGUGAGGGACGAACGCGGUCCCUCUUGGAUCCUCGAACUAGAAGUCGCAUGAGAGGAAAUUCUACAACUAAGGAAGUGGAUGAAGGAUUUGAGGACACUGGAAGCAUCAAGUCAGAAACAACAAGCCAAGGAGCAUCAUCUACUGGGGAUGUUCCUGAUGCCGCCUCAGACAGGACACAACGAACACCCUCAUCAGUUCGUAAAAAUAAUGAAUUAAGAAUUGAAAGUCAUCUGGGAAGUUUGCGUCGUAGACCAGAUGAACGAAAUAGUUUAAGCGCCUCAAAAAAGAGCGAUAAGUCGGGUUCACGCUCCAGUCUCCGUUCCUCUCGUUCAUCCUUGACCUCCGCAGCCUCUGUUAACACUGUGAGACCUGCAAAACCUCCUUCUAAGUCACCCAGCACUGCCAGCAUAAUCAGUAAUAAAUCAGAUGCAAGUAGUCGAGCUCGUGGAAAAAUGAAUGAUUACACGUCUGCCCUCAAAAGUUUAACCAUUAAAAGUUUGCGAAUGAACCGGGGCAAUGGUGAAGAUUUUGAGACUACCCAGAGUUCACCGUGCAGCCCAAAGCGUGAAGCUGGUCAACCUUCAUUCCCAGAUGACCGCACUAGGUCCUCUGGGUCCCUCCACAGCUCUGGGGGCGUCACACCAACUCGUCCUCUCUCCCGGGCUGACUCUACACGGUCGACUGGUUCCCUCAGUAAGCAGUCAAGUGAAGGUUCUCUCAAGCGAGGAUCUACACGAAAUAUCAAGUCUUCUACGCGCAUCACCAAUAACAAUAACAGAACAAAACGACCCCUGGCACCUGCUCAGGUUCGCACUGGUACGACUGCUGGCAACCGCAAUCGGAAUAUAAGCGGGUCAAGCGGGUCACUCCGGAAAUCGCCAGGAUCGACACCCAAUUCAUCAGUUAAAGUAAAACGUGGAGAUUCAGGAAGUUCAAAAGAGAAUCUCUCGCGUUCUAAUUCUGGCAACAGCCGGGCGGGAGGAACUUCCCGCACUACUCCUCGUACUACUCCUUCCCCGUCAAAGCCUCUGAUGGAUCGUUCCUCGAGCUUCCGUUCCUCACCACCCAAACCAGAGUUAGGUCCCAGAAGAUCUACGGGCAGUACAUCAAGUAAGAGCAACUCACCGAGGAAGGGAGGUAAUCUUCCAGCAUUUAUGAGACCCACAACAUCAUCUUCCUCCAAGGUGAGUGCCAGUGACGCCCCACCCACCACCACACCCAUUAAGAAGGUGAAAGUGGUGUCGCGCAACAUAACACUUGCCACACCCCGUCCCAUGGUUAAGUGAGUGACUCCUUCAACCCUCACAAAUAUAUAAGCCUAAUUAUUAAUUUUAGUGGUUAGCUCUCAAAGGGCUCUUGUCAGGGGGCUCUUGUCAGGGGGCUCUUGUCAAAGGGCUCUUGUCAGUGGGCUCUUUGUCAAUGGGUUCUAUGGACUUUAUCAUGGAUUUAGUUUGUCCUCCAGAUCUGAAUUCAUCAGUCAGUAGGUCUGAUGUUGUAGAGAAUAUGACACACGAGGCGGACUAUGUUGAUGACUAGAUUGUCUCCAACAGUAGGUAGACCUUGUCCUGUAGUGGACUGGACCUGUGAAGCUUUGUGCCAUGUUAGUGUUACCCCUCUACCAUGGCACCUCUGACCUACCCCUCUACCAUGAUGGCACUAACUUACCCCUCUACCAUGGUGCCACUGACCUG
This is a messenger RNA of Homarus americanus (American lobster), 7011 nucleotides long. RefSeq names its product serine-rich adhesin for platelets-like. Gene Ontology annotation, biological process: protein import into nucleus; cellular component organization. Gene Ontology annotation, molecular function: actin binding; nuclear import signal receptor activity. The record is from RefSeq and is a predicted model, not a curated record. NCBI's taxonomy places the organism in Eukaryota, Metazoa, Arthropoda, Malacostraca, Decapoda, Nephropidae. Bases 1 to 6606 code for a protein of 2201 amino acids. The transcript has 25 exons.